AUGCCUGCCAUACCGUUCACCACCCAUGGCAGGUGCUCCGUCGUGGGCUGCCCUUGCAAAAACUACCAUCGAACCCUUGCCCCUAGAGAAUUGAUACCCACGAACCCCACCGAGCUCUGCCAGUGCUGCAACCACACCUGGAUCUUGCACGAGUCGACAGGCCUCCCAGGCACCCACCCCUGUCAUGCCAUGCAAAAGGGCGGAAUAUUGGACAAAGUCCCUCCCUGCGGAGGGUUUCAUUCAUUGGAGCUUCACUGGACACCUCAUACUCUCUGCCUGUGCGGGCGCCCCUGGAUGCAGCACAGCAUCCUAGAGAUGGUGGAAUCUGGCCCUGUUGCGGUCCCUGUACAUCCUCUUGCUGCCACAGCUCCAGCGGCGGCUCCCUUGCGUCCUCCGGGCUUGAACCCAGCCAACUACCCGCUGCCUGUGUCUCAGGCCGCUUCUUCUUCAUCGUCAAAGGCGGCCGCUAAAGCCACCAACAACGCCGACUCAGACCAGAAAUUUUUACUUGCCAUUUACCCCUUCAUUGACCACAAGUUGGUAUACGCCUUGGAAGACUCUGGGAAGCGCCUGGUGGUCAAUAUGCAUAUCCUUCCUGAGAUCCUCAACCGGCUCGAUAGGUUCCACUUGGUCCUUGAAGUUACUGUCCCUGCUGCAACCAACCAGGACGCUUUGGUUCCUCUGUUCUCUGGUGUCAUAAAUGACCACCUCCUUCUCCACAGCCUCGUUUUACCUGCCAAACCUGGUCAAGACGAGGACGAGGUGGCCGCUCUGCUUUACCAACAGAACUGGCAAUUUCUUAGGCCACGAAAGCAAACCAGCAUGUAUUACCUUGAGCCCCACAAUGGCAUCAACGAUAACACCAUUUCUAUCGACACAUUGCUCGACACUGCCAAAAAACUUCCCAACCCUCUCAGCGGUAAACAGGGGUACCACCUUCUCAAUCUAGCACCACUCUAUGGCCCUGUCAGUGGUCCCCUUAACACGGAGGAAAUCAACCCGGGUUUCAUGUAUGCGCCAGAUCUGAAUCAUGGCUGCUAUGCAAAGUACGUCCUCAAGGGCUUGAUGUUUGCCGAUGGCGCUGCCGUGGACGAGACGGACUGUUACAUGGAUCACUGGUGUCCGCAGGAUCCCUCAGGCAACAUUGAUCUUGGUGAUGCAUUAUGCUCUCCUUCUCUGCCCAUUUGUUCUCGUUGUUGCUCGCGCACACAGGAAACUGAGGACCCGCGCCCUCGCACACGCUGGAGGGCCACAUCCCCUGCUUUUGUAGAUCUGACGUGUUCACUGAGCCCCCUUUCCGACGCACCUACCCCACCGGCCGAUUUCCACCUGUCUCCAGAGCCCACCGCAGAUGAAGAUGUAGUCAUUUUUCAGACGCAGAACCGGCUACACAGGCGAUUUAUCCCUCGUGCUGAGCAAGUCAUCUGGCUUGUUGAGCGCUGGCAGGAUCAUGUACAGUCAAGAGCCAGCCUGCUUGUCGACACGGAAUUGGCCAUUCACAGGGAAGAUCAUGCCUCUGUUGCCUCUCACAUCCUGGACUUUCUUGUCCACCAUUAUCUUGCUGAGAUGGACCCUCAGAGCAUCCACAUUCUCGAACAUCCAGCCAGCAUUUGUCAGAGUCCAGCCACAAGAUGCCAGGAUGUUUCGGUGUUCCUGGCAACAGCCUUGAAUCGAAAUUUUGUGCUCUCAACUGUGGCUGGGGAAACCACUGUUGGGGAUGGCGUCAAGCAUGGUAUCAUGCGCCAGGCUCUUGCAAGUGCCAUUGCCGACUCAGACCUAUGGGUAUGCAAAAGGUUUGGACAUGAAGGAGCAGUGCCCGUCUUGUGUGGUCUCCUGGAAGAGGAUGUACCUGUUCUCACUUGCACACGCCUUGCCACCCAUGGGCAUCAGUUAGCCCUGCACACAUUAUGGUACAGGCAGGCGGCUGAGAUCAGUGUCUGGGUCCCUCUCCUCCUUCUCCUGGGGCGUGCCACGACAGAGGAGUUGACUUAUCUCAUGGUGCACUUGGUCAAUCCUCACCUAGCUACAACCAUGCGGCCAUGGUUUGACCUCAAACCUGAGACUGAAAUUGACACCACAAUUCCAGUGAUAUAUGCUGGAUCGCUCUACGAGGUCAUUACAACCGGGUUGGAGACAAAUCCCUCCUGCAUCAAGAAGAAAGAGCACAAAGAUGCCGAACACGCAUGCCUCACCAGAAGGAUCCUGUGCAACCUGGCCGUCGGUCAUCAGAACCCCUGGUCCAUGGUUGAAUUUAAAGCAUUCGCAAAGGGGUUCAAUCUCAGACUCGCCCAAAACGAACCCUCUGCCACGUUGUUUGCAGUCUCCCAGCACCUCAAGAACGAUGACCUACUCGAGGACCUUGCUGCCAUCUUCCUUGAGUGGCUCAAGAGCUACCUGUCCAGUGAAGGGCACCCCUCAAGUGUCAAGGGCACUCACGUCGCACCAGGAGACUGGGAUAGGCAGAAACACAACAAACUCCUACAAACCAGUAUGGUGCUGCAGGCCCUCACUGACUCCGACUUGAUGCCCAUGCGUCCCAACUGGAAGGUCCGAUUCAUCCUGUAUCCACCCAAGGAGCCUAAGAAGAAGGAAGGCGAGCCUGACAAGAAGAAGGACAAUGAGGAGAGUGCAGCAGAGGCGUUGGGCGCUAUCCACUGGCACACUUGCACGCUCACCGCUGAUGUCAUGGUCAGUGAAGUUGUGGCGGAGAUACUAGAGACACUGCUCCCUGACCCUACGACAUCUCUGCACCACGAGGCCUGGGAGUACUGGUUUCAUACACAGGUACUCAUUUCAGGGAUGGGGAGCCGUUAUACCGGGCUGUGA
Messenger RNA from Cyclocybe aegerita, 2826 nucleotides. The record is from the annotation of a GenBank genome assembly. NCBI's taxonomy places the organism in Eukaryota, Fungi, Basidiomycota, Agaricomycetes, Agaricales, Hemipholiotaceae.